Parasteatoda tepidariorum (common house spider) is the source of this 717-nucleotide messenger RNA. The record is from RefSeq and is a predicted model, not a curated record. NCBI's taxonomy places the organism in Eukaryota, Metazoa, Arthropoda, Arachnida, Araneae, Theridiidae.
AUGACUGACGAUACAUUAUUUCAUUUGCCGGCAAUACUUGAAUUCAAUGACCUAGAACCAAAACAUCUUGUAAACUUUCCUACACCUACAGUUACAUUGACGGAAGCGUUUUAUACGAGUUUGGCUGAAGCUGUAGUACAGAACUUGCCUCAAGGAAGAAAAAAGCAACACAAUGAUCGAAGUAGCGGGUAUUCAGUGAAAGAAGUGGAAACUAAAAGUACUCAGACUGAAAGCAUGGAAGAUGGUCAUGUUUUGAGAGAUUCAGAUGAUUUGCUAAAACUAUUCAAGGACAAAAGAUUUCAAUAUGUGACACUGCGCACACCAUCUAAGGAUUUCGCUGUUCACAAAACCAUUCUUUGCGCGAGAUCUACAGUUUUCAACGCCAUGUUAGAAAAAAAUGCCGUAGUUGAUAUUGACGACGUACACAGUGACACUUUGUCUGUACUAUUGCAGUAUUUGUACCAGGAAUCGAUACAAAUCAAUGAUCUAGAAUGGGACGUAGUACUGAAGCUCUAUUAUGCAGCUGCUAAGUAUCAGAUAACACAGUUGAAGAGAGAUUGCUGUUCCUAUUUGAAGAAAAAUUCAACUGAUGAGAAUGUCUGCGAUCCUUCCAUUCUUGAGGACAUGGAACAAGAGUCAGAAAUUCAAGAAACAGUGCUAGAAAACAUUGCCUCGGAGGAAAGAGAAGUAACCUCGAAUGGAAGCUGGUGUUUUUAA